Molecule: messenger RNA, 2055 nt
Organism: Boleophthalmus pectinirostris (great blue-spotted mudskipper)
Lineage: Eukaryota; Metazoa; Chordata; Actinopteri; Gobiiformes; Gobiidae
Gene: fzr1b
Product: fizzy/cell division cycle 20 related 1b
Exons: 14
Coding region: 262-1731 (489 amino acids)
Biological process (GO): anaphase-promoting complex-dependent catabolic process; positive regulation of anaphase-promoting complex-dependent catabolic process; positive regulation of ubiquitin protein ligase activity
Cellular component (GO): anaphase-promoting complex
Molecular function (GO): protein binding; anaphase-promoting complex binding; ubiquitin ligase activator activity
Source: RefSeq, a predicted model, not a curated record
CAUGCAGCUGAUCCAGGCGCCAUCUUUGUCACGAACAUAAACAACACCAGAGCUGUGUCAAUCCCAGUCCCUUUACGCUGAAGAAGUCCCUCUGCCGCGGCGCUUAUGUUACUGACAGGACAGGCCUUUAAGUGCAGACUGGAGACGUCGUGUCUGUUAGCCAUGGGAAUCCCGAGCGGGUUUCCUCACCGGGGGGAGUGGAGGUGUGAGUAGGGGAGGGCGGUGACAGCGGUGGCCUUGGUGCUAACCUGCACAGUGAAGAUGGACCAAGAGUACGAGAGGCGGCUGCUCCGACAGAUAAACCACCAGAACAUCCCCAAAGAAGCCCGCCUGACCAAGUGUGUAAGUGCGACCUGUAGUCCUGUCAGUGUUAAGUCUGGGGACCGCUUCAUUCCCACACGAGCUGGAAGCAACUGGAGCAUAAACUUUCAUUAUGCCAAUGAGAACUGUCGCUCUCCCAGUCAGAACCACAAAGCAAAGGAUGCAAGUUCAGACUCAAGUAAAGAUGCAGUGGCCUAUGCUGCCCUUUUAAGGAAUGAGUUACUUGGAGCAGGAAUUGAAACUGUGCCGGACCCUCAUACAGAUGAUAGGCACCUCCCUGUGCUUUUUCAAGACUCCCAUAGUCUUUUCAAGUACACUGUUCAUACAAAGAGAGUGCCUUUUAGUUGUGACAAUGAAAUCUCACCAUACUCCCUUUCUCCACUCAGUAAUAAGAGUCACAAGCUACUCCGUUCUCCUCGAAAACCAGCUCGUAAGAUCUCUAAAAUCCCCUUUAAAGUGCUAGAUGCUCCUGAGCUGCAGGAUGACUUUUACCUCAACCUAGUGGACUGGUCUGCAGGGAACCUGCUCAGUGUGGGGCUGGGGGCCUGUGUCUACCUGUGGAGUGCCUGCACCAGUCAGGUGACACGGCUAUGUGACCUUUCAGUUGAUGGGGAUUCUGUUACGUCAGUCUGCUGGAAUGAAAGGGGAAGCCUAGUUGCAGUCGGAACACAUAAAGGAUAUGUUCAGAUCUGGGAUGCUGCUGGAGGCAGGAAGCUCACUAGUUUAGAGGGGCACUCAGCUCGUGUAGGUGCUCUUGCAUGGAAUGGAGAACAACUCUCAUCUGGAAGUCGUGACAGAGUAAUCCUGCAGCGGGAUGUGCGGACCCCCCCUUCAGCCUCUGCAGAGAGAAGGCUUCAGGGACACAGACAGGAGGUGUGCGGUCUCAAAUGGUCUCCUGAUCAUCAGCACCUGGCGUCUGGGGGCAAUGACAACAAGCUGCUGGUGUGGAACAGCUCCAGUCUCCUGCCUGUGCAGCAGUACAGUGACCACCUGGCUGCAGUGAAGGCUAUCGCCUGGUCCCCUCACCAACACGGGCUCCUGGCGUCAGGGGGCGGCACGGCUGACCGCUGCCUUCGCUUCUGGAACACUCUGACAGGACAGGCCCUUCAGAGCACAGACACAGGCUCACAGGUUUGCAACCUGGCCUGGUCCAAACACGCCAAUGAACUGGUGAGCACUCAUGGCUACUCACAGAAUCAGAUUCUGGUGUGGAAAUAUCCAUCACUAACACAAGUGGCCAAAUUAACUGGCCACUCCUACAGAGUGCUUUAUUUAGCGGUAUCUCCUGAUGGUGAAGCCAUUGUUACAGGUGCUGGGGAUGAGACACUUCGUUUCUGGAAUGUUUUUAAUAAAACACGCUGCACAAAGGAAUCAAAAUCGGUGUUGAAUCUCUUCACAAGGAUUCGGUAGGAGUGGGUUGGCCUUCAGUCAGCGGGAGGAGUUUGGAGCUAUAAGCGAUCGUCUAUCACUGCUGCCACUACAAAGACACUUUUAAACCACUUUGUUAUUAACAAUGCAGUCUCAACCUACCCCAGAAUCUACCACACUCACUGUCAAAGAGAGAAGGCAGUAAAGACUUGUGUGGAAGUAAUAUAAAUGUUUUAUGAUAAAUAUAUGUACCACAGAGGCAAGCUAUACAGUCCAAAAUUAUGUUACAUUCAAAAGAAAUUGCAUUAUGGUCAAGUUACAAGACUUGAUUAUAUGUAUUAAAAUAUUUUGAUAACAUGAAAAUGA